AUAAAAUAUGAAAGUAUUUUGCCUUUUACUUUCUUCAGAUAUCUAACAUGGCAUUGAAAGUUCAUUAGGUUUUUACUGAAUAAUGAGGGAAACCAUUUCUCUAAGUACAUGAGAUUUUGGUGACCUAAUCGAUAGUACCACAACAUUACAGACUCGUCGUUAUUUGGAGAAACCACUGCACAAUAAUUGGCUUUGAGUUCUUUGGAGGAAUCUUCAACUUGCAAGUAGUAAAGUCCAACACACUCUUUAGCACUAGAAAUUGUCUUUCCCAACUCCAAAAUUUAAAAUUCACACAGAAAAUAUCUUAUAAGAUUUUUUAUAUUAUAUUAGAGUAUCUUGAGUUAUUUCCUAGGAUCAAUUUAUAAUCAUAGAGAUAUCUUAGAAUAUCUCAUUAUUAUUAUGAUUUAUUCCUGCUUUAGGAUUGAGUCUAUGUUACUCUAUAAAUAGAGAUUAUUAUUGAGUCUUUGUAAUCAAGUUAGCAUAAAGCUAUUAUCAAUAAUAUUCAAACCCUUAUUAUUUUCUCUCCUCCUUUUCUCUAAAAUCCCACAACUUCAACAUGGUAUCAGAGCCUAUUUCAAUCCUCCUUGAACAAUUUGCUGUUGUUCCGCUUCUAAGUUCCCAACAGUUAGGCAAUAUAAUUAUAGUUUUUCUUUUCCAACGUGAUAUUUUUUUUCUCAAACGACACUGGUUUACGUUUCCGUUCAGUUCGUUACUGCCGCCGCCACUGUUUCCGGCGACUUUUACGGCAAACAACCACCUUCGACUUCGCUCCUUCAAAAAUAAUACUAAGCAUUUCUAUUCAUCUUCCUCCGCCGCCACUGCUCGUUUCUAUUUGUAUUCAUCCACCGCCGCUGCCGCCAUGGUUGUUCACACAAAGGAUGAACCCUACCUAGCCGCCUCAAUCUCUAAGCGCGUCCGUAUCUUCGAAUGGAUUCAGGAGGAGCAGCAGAUUUGUCUGCUUUCCCCAUAUAUAGAUCUGAUUAAGGUACUGCUUCCUGAUGGAAACGUGAAGGAAGGAAAAAAAUGGUAACCUACUCAUUUGGACGUUGCUCGUGAAAUCUCAAAGAAUUUGGCCAAUAAUGCUCUUAUUACUAAGGUUAAUUGUGUUCUUUGGGAUAUGACUCGUCCUCUUGAAGAGGAUUCUCAACUUCAGAUCUUUAGGUUUGAUGAUGAUGAAGGACAUGACACUCUUUGGCAUUCUAGUGCUCACAUUCUUGGCCAGUCACAUGAGACGGAGUAUGGAUGCAAGAUUUGCAUUGGGUUGUGUACUACAAGAGGAGAUGGAUUCUAUUCUGAUGUUUUUUGUGGCGACUCGGGAUUGAAUGAUUAUCACUUUAAACUAAUUGAGGCUGGGGCAUUGAAGGCUGUUGCGAAAAAACAACCCUUUGAGCAGUUUGUGAUAACUCUCGUUGAAGCGAGGGAGUGUGCUCCUGGUAUGGCGAGGAAGAUGUCACAGUUUACUAGCAGGUUGUUUGCAAUUCUUAUGAAAAUGCUUUUGGAUAUUGAGGAUGAUCCAGCUUGGCACACUGUGGAGAUUGAGGAUGAAGAUGCUGGUGAAACUAGCAAUUAUAGUGUUGGACAGGAAUGUUUGGAUAGGUUAUCUAUAUCUCUGGGAGGAAAUCCGAUUGUUCCUGUUGCUUCUGAACAAUUACUUGCAUAUUUGGCUGCACCUGAGUGGCAAAAACGUCUUACUGCAUUGAUUGCACUUGCUGAGAUAGCUAAAGGAUGCUCAAAGGUCAUGAUAAAGAAUUUGGAGCAAGUGGUGGCUAUGGUAUUGAAUUCAUCUCCUGAUCAGCAUCCUCAUGUAAGGUGGGCAGCUAUUAAUGCAAUUGGUGGGCAAUUGUCUACUGAUUUGGGUCUAUAUUUGCAAGUUCAAUAUCGUCGGGGGGUGUUUCCAGCCCUAGCUGCUGCAAUGGAUGAUUUUCAGAAUCCUCGUGUAGAGACUCAUGCUGCU
Messenger RNA from Cicer arietinum (chickpea), 1954 nucleotides. The record is from RefSeq and is a predicted model, not a curated record. NCBI's taxonomy places the organism in Eukaryota, Viridiplantae, Streptophyta, Magnoliopsida, Fabales, Fabaceae.